GAGAUCAAAAACUGAGACACCAAACUGCCUUCCAUGCCACUUUGUCAACAAAGAUUUCUCUCGCGCGUUUUCUUUUUCUAUUCUAACUCUCUCUUUUGGUUCGUUCUUUUUAUCUCUCCCCUGUUUGCUAACCAAGGAAACGAAAAACAAAAAUGCAAGAAAAUACUACUAAAGACCCUGCUAUCAGACUCUUCGGCAAGAAAAUACCUCUCACCGCCGACCUUGACCCUCCGGUGAUCCCCGGUCAGGAGUUGCCUUCCUUGGAGAGGGUAGCAGUAGAAGAAGACGAAGAAGAAAUGAAAGCAGAGAAGGAACUUUCAGCAGGAAAAGUCACUGAUACACAAGAAGAAGAUGAUGAGGACGAUACUCCAAUUCAGGAUACAGAAGAAUCUGCAGAGCCAGAAAAAUUAGGGGAGACUGAUGUCAACCCAAAAACACCAUCCAUCAAUGAAGAAUCUGCAAAGUCGAAGAAUUCCAAAUCAGAGAAACAGCAGAAUGAUGGAACAAAUACACAAGAGAAAACUCUCAAGAAGCCAGACAAAAUUCUUCCUUGUCCCCGAUGCAAUAGCAUGGAUACUAAAUUUUGUUAUUAUAAUAAUUACAAUAUCAAUCAACCACGCCAUUUCUGCAAAGCCUGUCAAAGAUACUGGACUGCUGGUGGUACUAUGAGGAACGUUCCUGUGGGAGCUGGACGUCGUAAGAAUAAGAACUCUGCUUCUCAUUAUCGUCAUAUAACCAUUUCUGAGGCGCUUCAAGCUGCUCGAAUUGAGGCUCCUAAUGGAACCUGCAACAAUCCUGCAUUAAGGCCUAAUGGCAGAGUCCUUAGCUUUGGUUUGGAUACACCAAUAUGUGAUUCGAUGGCUUCUGUACUGAGUCUUGCUGAUAAGAAGGUUUUGAAUAGCAGUCGAAAUGGUUUUCAUCAUUUUGAAGACAAGAUGACUCGUGUUCCAUGCAAAGGUAGAGAAAAUGGUGGCGAUGAUUGUUCAGGUGGAUCAUCUGUUACGGUUUCGAAUUCGAUGGAGGAAGGACGCCGUACUGGUGCACAAGAACCUUUCAUGCCAAGCAUCAAUGGCUUUGCUUCUCCAAUUACAUGUCUUUCUGGUGUUCCUUGGGCUUAUCCAUGGAAUUCUGCAUUGCCUCCUCCUCCAGCUUUUUGUCCUCCGCCACCAGGAUUUCCCAUGUCAUUUUAUCCUCCCAUUUGGAACUGUGGUGUCGCAGGGGGUUGGAACAUCCCUCUCUUGUCACCCCAAUCUUCUUCUUCAUCAUCAAAUCAAAAGGCUUCAUCCAGUCCUAAUUCUCCUACACUAGGAAAGCAUUCAAGAGACGGGGACGCGCUAAAGCCAGAUGAUUUGGGGAAAGAAGAGCCAGGGAAGCGUAAAAAUGGACGUGUAUUAGUUCCCAAGACACUAAGAAUUGAUGAUCCAAACGAAGCAGCCAAAAGUUCUAUAUGGGCUACACUAGGAAUCAAGAAUGAAUCUUUUAAUGGAGGAGGGUUAUUGAAGGCAUUGCAACCAAAGAGUGAUGAAAAGAAUCAUAUUCCUCAAACUUCUUCUUCUUCUGUAUUAAGAGCGAACCCUGCUGCCUUGUCUCGAUCCAUCAACUUUCAUGAGAGCACUUGAUUUGCUGACAUGUAGACCAUAAGAGCAAGGUCAAGUUCGACUUUCCCGUUAUAGGAUUGCAGCACUCACCAUGAUCCUGAAUGGAUCAUUUUAAUCAUUAGCCUCGUGGGAAACAAAACAAGAUAAUUGACCAAGACAAAGGAGAUGAUGGCAUAGAUUUCGGGUCUUUGGAGGAUCUUUUUUUACUUGUUUUGCUGAGUUUCAGUUCAUGUAAAUAUCUCUCUAUAUAUGUGAUAUACUACUGAGCUAGGAUUGGAGAAAAAUCCUUAGAAGAAUGUAGCAGAAAAAUCUGUACACGUACUGUAAUGUAGUUCUUCAAUACAGUAGCUAGAAAAUGGAGUCUAUUUUCUCUACUUCUCUUGCUGCUGCUUUCCGUAUAAUAAACCGGCAAUUCUUUCA
Molecule: messenger RNA, 2018 nt
Organism: Ricinus communis (castor bean)
Lineage: Eukaryota; Viridiplantae; Streptophyta; Magnoliopsida; Malpighiales; Euphorbiaceae
Product: cyclic dof factor 3
Exons: 2
Coding region: 153-1619 (488 amino acids)
Biological process (GO): regulation of DNA-templated transcription
Molecular function (GO): DNA-binding transcription factor activity; DNA binding
Source: RefSeq, a predicted model, not a curated record